GGGGAUCAGGAAGCUGCAGCCCGGCGGCCGCGAAACCAAGACUGCGCAGGGAGGCACGCAGGGUCCAGAAAAUAAAAACUUCUUGGUUCCCACGCCAAGAACCGCUGUAGAUAACCAAGACAACCAUCUCAGAAGUGGAAGUGGAUCCUCCAGCCCAGUCAAGCCUUCAUAUCACAGCCCUGGCUGACAUGCUGACUGCACCCUCAUCAGAGAUCCUGAGCCAGAACCGCCAGCUCAGCUGCUCCCAGAUCCCAGACCCACAGAAAAUGUGCUGGCACGAUGCGCGUGGUGGUGAUCGGAGCAGGGGUCAUGGGGCUGUCCACUGCCCUCUGCAUCCACGAGCACUACCACUCCGUCCAUCAGCCGCUGGACAUGAAGAUCUAUGCAGACCGCUUCACCCCACUCACCACCACCGACGUGGCUGCCGGCCUCUGGCAGCCCUACCUCUCUGACCACGGCAACCCACAGGAGGCGGAUUGGAACCAGCAGACCUUUAACUAUCUCCUGAGCCAUGUCCAUUCUCCAAACGCUGAGAAAAUGGGCCUGGCCCUAAUCUCAGGCUACAACCUCUUCCAUGAAGCUUUCCCGGAACCUUUUUGGAAGGAUACAGUUCUUGGAUUUCGAAAGCUGACCCCCAGAGAGCUGGAUAUGUUUCCAGAUUACAGCUAUGGCUGGUUCAACACAAGCCUGAUUUUGGAGGGGAAGAGCUAUCUGCACUGGCUGACUGAAAGGUUAACUGAGAGGAGAGUGAAAUUUUUCCAGCGGAAGGUGGAGUCUUUUGAGGAGGUGGCACGAGGAGGCGCGGACGUGAUUAUCAACUGCACUGGAGUGUGGGCUGGGGCACUGCAGCCAGACCCCCUCCUGCAGCCAGGCCGGGGGCAGAUCAUUAAGGUCACUGCCCCUUGGGUGAAGCAUUUCAUUAUCACCCAUGACCCAGACAAUGGCAUCUACAAGUCCCCGUACAUCAUCCCAGGGACCCAGGCAGUGACUCUUGGAGGCAUCUUCCAGUUGGGGAACUGGAGUGAGAUAAACAAUAUCCAGGACCACAAAACCAUUUGGGAAGGCUGCUGCAGACUGGAGCCCACUCUGAAGAAUGCAAAAAUUGUUGAUGAAUGUACUGGCUUUCGGCCAGUACGCCCCCAGAUUCGGCUGGAAAGAGAACAGCUUCACUUUGGACCUUCAGUCACAGAGGUCAUUCACAACUACGGCCAUGGAGGCUAUGGGCUCACCAUCCACUGGGGCUGUGCCCUGGAGGCAGCCAAGCUCUUUGGGAAAAUCCUGGAAGAAAGAAAGUUGUCCAGGAGGCCACCAUCUCACCUCUGAAGACUCCAGUGACCACCACCUCCACACAAGGAUUCCUGGCUCCCUUCAAGCAACUAAUCAAGUGUUCCUCUGUAAAAAGUCAGUUACCCCCACCCCACCCUUGACUUCUUUCCACAAGAAGUAUGAGAUGAGAGGAAACCACAAGGUCAAUUCAUAGAGGAGAGUCCAGCCUAACCUGGGGCCUCCUCUGGUCCCUGCAGUCUCUCCACCCUCUCGAGAAUGUUCCACAUCCCAGCCCAGGCUGACAUGAUGAAGAACAUCUUGGGCUGUUAUUCCUUGAGACCUCAGAAGGAAGGAGAGCUCAGAAAAUCAAAGAGGCAAGCUGCCCAGAGCCACAGAACAGUGAGGAUAGUUGAAGUUAAGUCACUUGAUUCCAAGUCAUGCUAACACAUUAAAGAUUCUGGAAAGGCCCGCAGCAAAGACACCUAUCCAAUGUUGUUUAAUCCAGUGCUUCUUAUACCUAUCUGGCCACGAAGACCUUUAUCCAAGAACCCUAAUGAAUGCCACAUAAUACACUUUAGGAAAGGCUGUAGUAGAUUAUGUUGUAGGAAGCUACAUGUACGACUGGAGUGUAGAGGAGGGAGAAGAGGCAUUGAACUUGUAAUACAUGUUGCCUGUUCCACGUCCAGGAUUCCAACUGUCCCCAGUUAUUCACUGAAUGGCCCCAUAGACAACACAUAACCACUGAAGAAGGGCUACUGGAGGGAUAAUCCCACAAGGAACUCCUUCGUAAAGAAUAAAUCUCACCAAGCAUAUUCCUUUUUAGAGGGCAGGAUUAAUGUCUCUCUUAUCUUCCAGCUAUCACUCUCUGAAAGGACAGACUCCCAGGUGGUUCUGAAGUUCUUAAAUGAGCCUAGAGGACACCUUCCCAUCUCCAUCCCUAAUCACCUACCUCAGCCUUUGAGGUUAAAUUUUCAUCUUUCUGAGUUUUUGUGAAAGGAGCCCCGGUGUGCAGUGGUUAAGUGCUCAAAUACUAACCAAAAGGCCAAUGGUUUGAACCCACCAGCUGCUC
Messenger RNA from Trichechus manatus latirostris (Florida manatee), 2335 nucleotides. It is a transcript of the gene DAO, whose product is annotated as D-amino acid oxidase. Gene Ontology annotation, molecular function: FAD binding; D-amino-acid oxidase activity. The transcript is spliced from 12 exons. Bases 280 to 1323 code for a protein of 347 amino acids. Gene Ontology annotation, biological process: L-proline catabolic process; D-alanine catabolic process; D-serine catabolic process. Lineage: Eukaryota; Metazoa; Chordata; Mammalia; Sirenia; Trichechidae. The record is from RefSeq and is a predicted model, not a curated record. Gene Ontology annotation, cellular component: cytoplasm.